This is a messenger RNA of Syngnathoides biaculeatus (alligator pipefish), 4110 nucleotides long. RefSeq names its product vasorin-like. The record is from RefSeq and is a predicted model, not a curated record. Lineage: Eukaryota; Metazoa; Chordata; Actinopteri; Syngnathiformes; Syngnathidae. Bases 208 to 2349 code for a protein of 713 amino acids. The transcript has 2 exons. Gene Ontology annotation, molecular function: protein binding.
UCGGAUCGCUCCGGCAGUUCGGAUCGUGACGCGUGCACGGAGAGCGGACACGUCGCGCGGAGACUUGGAAGCUUUUUUCCGCGUGGACGGACUGCCCCGGCGCGCUUUGCGUUCACUCGCAAAGUUUGGAUUCAAAGUUUGGACUGGACUUUUGAUUUUGUUUCUCCUCGAUUGCGUCGCGAAGGAGUUCCAAGCCCGGGAAUUACCAUGUUGCCUCAUCUCUUGCUCCUCUUCCUCUCCUCCAGUCUGGUUUCAGCCUUCGAGUGCCCCGUAGAUUGUACUUGUCACAGCGCGGGUUCAAUAUUCUGCAUCAAUCGACGGUCCAACACUGUGCCCCGGGUCCCAGCCAGCACUGUGAAUCUUUACAUCUUCCAAAACGGCAUCAACGCUUUGACCCAAAACGACUUCACAGGUCUAGGGGACUUGGAUCUGCUAGAUCUUAGCCAGAAUAAGUUGGAAGAGGUUCCAGAGGGUGUAUUCAAGGUGCUGUCAAAGCUGAAGAACUUGGAUUUGUCCUCUAACCUCAUUACUCACAUUUCCAAAGACAGCUUUUCUGGCCUGGUGCAGCUUGAGAGACUAUACCUCCACCAAAAUUUCAUCCAGAGCAUCAAUCGAGAAGCUUUUGAAGGCUUAGGAAAGCUCCUGGAACUCAAGCUCCAAGGGAACAAACUCACCUCUUUGCCCGCCCUCAAUUUACCCAGGCUUCUGCUUCUAGACCUGAGUUACAACAGCAUUCCAAGCCUGGAUGUCUCAGACCUUCAGACACCCCAUUUAGAAGCCCUCAAAAUGGCUUCGCUUGGGCUUAUCUCUCUGGAUGAAGACCUUGUAGCCUCCCUGAGGAACCUCCACGAGCUAGACAUUUCCAUGAACCAAUUAGCAGAGGUUCCUCAGGCCCUAAAAAUGGACUCCUUAAAAGGCUUGAUCAAGCUCAACCUGGCUGCCAAUCCAUUGGGUGAGCUCAGGACAGAGGAUUUUCAGAAACUCACUGGGCUCCAGGAAUUAGAUCUCAGUGGCCUCAAUCUUCAGGGAUUUCCCCAAGACUUUUUCCAGUCUUUCCCCAGACUGGUAGAUCUGGCAGCAGCUGAGAAUCCCUUCAAUUGUUUAUGUCCCCUUGCUUGGUUUGUAGUCUGGCUUAAAGAGAAGAAUAUAAAUCUAGGAAGGCUUGAGGAGACCAGGUGUCACUUUCCUCUAGCUAAUGCUGGGAAGAAGCUUUCAGUACUGGACCACACAGAUUUUGGAUGUCCACCGACCACAACUUUGCUGAUGAAGACCAUCGCGGGAAGUACUCCAGCACCGCAGAGUCCAACCGUGUCUCAAGAAACAACCUAUACCAAUGGAAUUCCUCCUCCUCCUCCUCCUCCACCUCCCCCGCCACCAAGCGAACAAAGCAUAGACUCAAACACAGACCUGCUUCCAUCAGAAUCUCCUGCCUCCCCGAGCUCCACCAGUGGGGAAUAUGACCAGCACAUCUGUCCACCGAACAUCUGUCUAAAUGGUGGCACUUGUAACUUUGACCCAAUGGGCCAACUGGGUUGCCUGUGUCCUUCAGGAACAUCUGGACUCUAUUGCGAAAAUCUUUAUGACCUACCUCAUCGACCCAAAAUUUUGGAAACAGAAGUGUCUGUCGAGGCUUCCACGGUUCUUCCGGAACUUGAUGCCAUCAGCUCCCGCCAGGUGACCUCCACCUCUAUUCUUCUUGAUCUGCACCUCUUCAUCAAGACACGGCCAAACAUCCGUGGCAUCAGGCUGACUUAUCGCAAUCUCUCGGGACCCGACCGCCGCCCCAUAAUUUUGAGCGUACCGGCAUCCUACCCUGAGUACACGCUGCGUGGACUCAUACCCAACUGUACCUACUCAGUCUGUGCGAGUCCCCUUGGGGAGAAAGUGACCACAAGGGCCAACAGCUCACUCGAGACGGGGUCAUGCACGGAAGCUCGGACUGCAGGGGUUCCACUCACGUCCUUAGAACCCCGAGUGGAGACACAGAGCCCACUCAUAUACACUCUCAUUCCUGCUAUAGCUGCUGUGGCACUGGUGCUGGUUUUGGCAUCGGUGGCUGGUCUGGUCAUCUGUCUGAGAAAAAGAAGGCAGAGGAAGGCAGGAAUGGAGCUGGAGCUGGGUCCUGCCGAUCCCGAUGACUCCUUGGAAGUGGAGGGCAUCAAGGCAUGUCCGGAAAACGGGGGAAAGGGUCCACUACCCCACAAACAGACUGAGCUCGACCGUUGUCACGCUCCAAAGCCACCCACGUCCUUUCAACAAAAUGGCAAUUUGGACUAUGAGGUACCACUGAUGCAAGGACACUCCCCCUCAAAUAAUAAUCGAUCAUCCCUUAAGCCGUCAUAUUUCUGAGACGCAGUCAUAUAUGUGUAGUGACUAAGCAUUGUAAGGUUUCAUUCCGAUUUGAAUCCGGCGCCUUUGCUUUGUAAUAUGACAUUACGACUGACUGGAUUGCCCGUUCAGAGAAAGACGAGUAGCAGUCACAUUUUUGGCCUAUUGGAAAGGAGCAAAAACCAGUACGGGACAAUGAACAGGCCGUGGUUUGAAAUGGGUUUGUUGGAGGGGAAAAAAAAAAAAAAACUAACCAAGUGAUUAAACAAAGUGCAAUUGACAAGAAAAGACCUUGGAGCAGGAAAAAAAAAGUCCCAUUAUUUUUUAACGUGGACACAACUAUUGACAACACUUUAUUUGAAAACAGUUUCUCGUUCGAAGAAACUGUGAAUGAGUUGUAAAAUCUGUUGCUGGACUUGGGCGUGAAACUGGAGGAAAUCGGAGCCACACGCGAUCUAAAACGUGAAGAUUUGAACUUUAAGACCCUUCGGCCCAGUCGCAUUCGAACCGGAAGUGAAAGGAGCUUCGCUGUCACCCUCCGGGUCGGGUCAAGCUCCAAAUAGUCUCGAGCGGACCCACUGCCACUUGCCAAAAUAAACUUCCAACCUGACCAAGCUGGAUUGGACUCUUUCAACGCGACCCGUCUGUAAUUCUCUCCGCACAUCCAAACGCUUUUCGCUCCGCGGGAGCCAAAUUGGCCGCGUAAGACGAAUGGACUGAAUGAAGAGACGUUGAGUCUGGCCACAUUGUCGUGCCGUGACAGGAAGGCUGUCUUGUCUGACUGUUCUUAGGACAAUUGUUGGUGUUUUUAUAUUGUUUUUUUUUUUUUUUGCCAGAUGUCAAUUCAGUAUUGCUGUCUUUGUGAUUGAAAUGUUCAUUGUUUUUACAUUGAGGGGGGAAAAAUGCCUACAGGUUACUGAUUGUAGUUAUGUUAACGUUACUAAAGAAUAUCGGACUCGGGUAGUCAACAAACUUUGUACAGAACGACGUUAAUCUUUUUGGGUAUCUGUCGUCGUCCAGAUGGAAGUGCUAAUGGCCAUUCGAGUGCCAGAAUCUGGCCGAUAAUGGUUCAAAAUGACCUCCAAUAGCCUCGCCCAAGCAGUUUCAGCGAAGAUAAACAAAUUGUGCAAAGUACUACCAUCCAAGAAACCUGUUCCAUUCUCAAAGAUAAGUCUUGUAAUAUGUACAUCAAAACAGAAGUUUACAAAAAAUGAAAUAGUUUUGAUUCGGCUGACACCGCAAGAUAUGUUAUGCUGUCAUUCCGAGGACACGGGCCAAAAACUUACGUUGAAAGACUCGUAUAAUACAAUUCAACUAUUUUACCUAGAUGAUCAUCAUGAUCUUGUUUUUUUUUUUUUUUAAAAAACAUCCUCAUCUUCAUGUGCGAUGAGCGAAAUCUUAAGCAGCUAAAAUGUAAAUCUUUUACAGCAGUGUGCCUUUGAUUCACGAGGCAUGCACAUGUGUUUUAAAACAAUGCCCAUAAAACAAAAUGUUAGAUUUUGGCUACAGAUGAAGGUACAUGAUAAUUAAACAGCUUUUUUUUUUUAAACUGCAAUAUAAUGUGAAUCCAUCCAUCACCCCCCCCCUCCCAAAACUGUCACACACAUUUAUAUGUACCAUCUGCCCAGCCAAUUAACACAUCAACUGGAAUAAAGUUAUGCUGCUUUCGACUACGAAAGGGACCAGCAGGUCGCAAAAGCAUCAUCAUGCUGUGUAUUGUUUGUCAUAAGUGUUUGUGUUUGUGCCAGCAACAAGGACAGUAUUAAAAAAAAUCUAUAUACA